GUGGUACUCGUGUGGUAGGGGACUAGAUAGAUAGUUACACGACUUCUGCGGCCUCGCAGUCAGUCGGUCGUGGAGACCGGUAAAACAAACCAUAAGAAUCUCCCGUAUUAGAAAACGCUCACUUGAGAACUUCUCGUUUCUCUUCUGUGUACAAUCUGGAGCGCUAUAUAAACGCCGGUAUGGAGAAAGAGGUGCCGCCCCCAGACUCGAUGACCACCGUGCAGAUCAAACCGGAAUACGCGCCGUCGGAAAGUUACGCAGCAUCCGAACCGCCACCAGCUUACCAGCGUCCUAAAGCUGCGUCAGUUCAAGUGGCGAGGAUCAUCGCAGUCACCGUGGUUUUAGUGUCGUUUAUCCUUGGAGGAUGUAUUUUAGCAUCAGCUUACAUCACUGCGAAUGCUUCCUGCAGGCAUUUGGAACAGGAAUUGCAGCUGUUGUCCGAAACUAUGGAUCGCUACCAACCACUACAACCCGAGGCACUGGUUCAGGAGGAACCUCAGCAGCAGGAAACUAAAGAGCAAUUAGAUACGGCCGAAACCAAGGAAGCAACUACCAAGAAUAACGCAGCCAAUUCGCAAACACAGGAAGAAUCAUCAGAUAGCUCCGACAGUAGCGAAAGCAGUGAUAGCAGCGACGAUUCCGAGGAGGACGACAAACCAGUACAAAUUAAGUUACCACUUUCAAUCGACUUCGAUGACCUGGCUGGCGCUAUGAUGAAUAACCAAAGAUCGAAAAUGAAUUGCGUCGUUGAGAAGAAACACGCUGUGGAGGUGGUUGAUCAUCAACCUAAAACAGUCAAUCUGCCGUUCGGAUUGAAUCUGACGACCGAUCCGCAUUACGAAAGAGUCACCGGUGAAAGAAUUGCCAUUUUCUGUGAAAGCGGCAACGUACAGCAACAACAAAGGGCACAACCUGAUAAUCAGGACCAAGAAGAAACAAUCAUGAUCCAACCGGUAAUGAUUCCAAUUCCACCAGCACAGUUCCACACCCACAUGCCAAUGCAAGCCCAGUCUAUGCACCCUAUGGAGUCGAUGCGUCCACCAAUGCCAAAUCCAAUGUUAAUGCCGCAUCACCCACAACAACCUCAGAUGCAACAACAAGCUCAGAGUCAGUUACCACCAAACCAAAUCCUUCACCAAAUUGCCCAGCAAAUUAUUGCUCAAAAGUUGCAACAAGAAGCUCAAGAGGAAAUCCAAAACAACGAGCUCAGAUCAGAACAAGCAACACCAUUGCACCGCAUUGAACUGCAACGCGGUUUAGGCAUGGCCCGCAUCCCGAUUCCAGAAGAAGUACUCACCCAAAUCAAUCGCCUUCCAAAUCGCGAUGUAAUUGUUGCCGUGUCUCAUCAAGACAUGUCUGAAGAGUCUGAAAACCCGGAAGUAAGAGUUGUGCAACAUCAACGUCAAGGUGCACAAGGUAUUACCGGAAGACAAUCAUACGCAAGAGGUUUGCCAGUUGAUAUCCCCGUCCCAAUGAUGCAGCAGGAGGCAGAUGAACAAGAACCACAUGCCCAAGCUACAGAGGAACAACGUCCUCACUUUGUCCAUCCGAGAUCUGUAAGAUCUGUUGAUGCAUUGUUGCCGAAGAGCCAAAAGCGCGUUAAACGUUGCAACUGCGACUGCGCAUGUUAAAUAUUUGGAAAUUUGGGUAAAUUCACAAAUAUUAACAAAUUCACAGCUGUUAAAAGCAAUUUUCUUGAAAAUUAUAUUGACGUUGUAAAUAAAAUACAUAUAUUGUGUUACUGGUUUUAAAAUAUGAGAAAUCAAAUUGAAGCAAUCUUGAUUAUAAUUUAAAGCAAACAAAACGUUAAAUGUGAGUAUACUUAUAAAUUGUCCUUUUUAAAUUUGUGAUAGGCUGGUUUUGUAGAACGUUAUUUUUAUUUUUUAUAAAAGUUUAAUGCUACCAUUUUUACCACAGAAGUAAUAAAAGUAUCAUUCAAUAUGUAUUUGACCGUUGUAAUAAAUUAAUUAUUUUGAACGUUACUAAA
Molecule: messenger RNA, 1987 nt
Organism: Dalotia coriaria
Lineage: Eukaryota; Metazoa; Arthropoda; Insecta; Coleoptera; Staphylinidae
Gene: Msr-110
Product: Msr-110
Exons: 5
Coding region: 180-1631 (483 amino acids)
Source: RefSeq, a predicted model, not a curated record